AUGUCUUUAGCCCAAGAGGCCAAGCACGGCACGCUGGAGGCCGCGCUUGAGAAUGUCGAGACCCAACUGGGCAAGGUGCUGUCGGCCAUAGCGGCGUCGGUGGCGUCGGUGGCGGACACGCUGCGCACAGCCUCCACCAGCGAGACGGGCACCUCCAACGCCCUGGGGGACAAGCAGCUGGUCGCCGACGUGGCGGCAGACAGCUGCGUGUUUGCCGCGCUGCGCGCCUGCGGCGCUGUGGAGCUGGCCAGCAGCGAGGAGCAGCCAGCGGACCAUGAGCUGGGUGGCAGCGGCUACUCGGUGGCCUUUGACCCUCUGGAUGGCAGCUCCAUCAUCGGAGCCAAUUGGGCGGUGGGCAGCAUCUUCGGCGUGUGGCGGGGCCGCGGCUUUGUGGGGCGCAGCGCUCGGGAGCAGGUGGCGGCAGCGUACGCGGUGUACGGGCCCAAGACGCUGCUGGUGGUGGCGCGGCGGGUGGCGGCCGCAGAGGUGGCGGCGCGCCAGGGGCGGCAGCACGUGGUGCAGGAGUUUGUGCUGCUGCCCUCGGGCGCGUGGCAGCUGAGCCGGGCUGAUGUUCGCAUCCCAGAGUCCAAGAAAUGCUUUGCCAGCGCCAACCUGCGUGCCACCGCAGACAAUGCGGCCUACCGGCAGCUGGUGCUGGGCUGGAUGGAGGAGCGCUACACGCUGCGCUACUCUGGUGGCCUGGUGCCAGACCUGCACCACAUACUGGCAAAGGGCGGCGGCGUGUUCUGCAACCCCACCUCCCCCACCUGCCCCGCCAAGCUGCGCUGCCUGUACGAGACCUUCCCCCUGGCGCUCAUCACCGAGGCAGCGGGCGGCAGCAGCCACGACGGCCGCGGCUCGGCGCUGGAUGGCAGACUGGAAGCUCAUGACCAGCGUGGCCCACUGUGCCUGGGGUCCACAGCUGAGGUGGCAAAGUGCCUGCCCGCCAUGCUGGCGGGGCUGUGA
Molecule: messenger RNA, 966 nt
Organism: Chlorella variabilis
Lineage: Eukaryota; Viridiplantae; Chlorophyta; Trebouxiophyceae; Chlorellales; Chlorellaceae
Exons: 7
Coding region: 1-966 (321 amino acids)
Biological process (GO): fructose metabolic process; gluconeogenesis; fructose 6-phosphate metabolic process
Cellular component (GO): cytoplasm
Molecular function (GO): fructose 1,6-bisphosphate 1-phosphatase activity
Source: RefSeq, a predicted model, not a curated record